Paramuricea clavata is the source of this 2642-nucleotide messenger RNA. Lineage: Eukaryota; Metazoa; Cnidaria; Anthozoa; Malacalcyonacea; Plexauridae. The record is from the annotation of a GenBank genome assembly.
GGGUUUUGCCAGAAAUGGUUACCAGUGUAAAGGUAAAUAUAUUGUUACCCUACUAUAGACAAUGCACAUUGUACAUGCAUUGCGUCGCGUGUACCCAUAAAAUUCUUCCAUUAUUUCAGUUAGACUUGUUUGCAACACAUGCACUCGUAUCAAGCUUGUCAACAACUUGUCACAAUACAGUUAUUUUAUGAAACUACUACAAGCUAGCUAUACUUGGCAACUUGUUAAAAACGUCAUGAAUUGUAGAAUAAGUUAACAAGUUUGUAAUUCAGUCUAUAUUGAGUAAUUACCCAUGUGGCAAGUUAGGUGUGGUCCAACUUCUCCUUACGGACAUCUUAUCUCGGUCAGUUUUCAACGUUUCGACCAUGAGGGGUGGAACGAAUACGGGAUCGCUGGACUAUUUGGUCCCACAAAUGUUAAAGUUGCCAGGAAAGUUUUAGAAAAAAAAGGAGAGAAACGUGCAAAAUAGAUUAAUUCAUGAAAUUCAAACGGAGGAAUAAUAUAUUAACAAAACAAAUAGGUAUUGAGUGGGAAAUGGAUGGACUAAAUUGUGUUUAUUGCAGCGUAGAUGUGAGGUCGACAGGGCUUGGAGGGCAUGGCUUAAACAAUGUACUUCGUUUCCCGUUUCUGUCUAGCUCGCCAUGUGCCGGAAUACUGCAGACAGGAAUUUUUUGUGUUCUGUGGGCACAGUGGUCACAAAAGGAAAUUAUUUUUGCCAGGCUUGGUUCAACUUCCGGCAUGAUGUAUUAACAUUUUAAAUAACCCAUUUUGCUAUGUCCUUCAAUUCAUGCAGUGUUCUUAUUAAAGAUGUCCAACUAUAUCAACAAGCUGAUAUCAAUUUGUGCUCUCACUUCUUGUUCACAGCUACCUUCGGCUGCUUGUGAUAACGCUGUCCAACGGAUUGUGAUCUUUCCCAGCAUUUUAAAAUUGCCCACUCAUUGGUAUAACCCAGAUUAAACUUUAGCAUUCAUAAAUUGAAAGUUUCUUUCUGUGAAUUGUAAGGUUCAUAACCGUGGUUCAUACAGCCUUAAAACAUUUUCACAAAGAUUAUAAUUAAAAAAUAACUGUCCGAUGGAUAUAGCAGUAUCCUGCCUUCGUACAACUGGCGCCUACAGUAAGUUUGUUAAAAUAUUGACGAUUCAUCUGCUCUCCCUCUUUUCAAACAAACGAAAAUAAUUUUUCACCCACUCCCUAAUCACACUUAGCUCAUAUGUGGGGAUGUGCGCAUCGUUAAUGUCUGACCCGCCUCUGCCUCCUCUACAGAUACUAAUAAGGGGGCGUUAAUUACGAUAUUUAUUUCAGGUUGUGACCUUGUAAUCCAUAAAAGAUGUUUCGACAAGACGUUACCUGUCUGCAAGAGAGCUGAAGAUGUAAGUAUGCGUUGAUGGCAUAGAAGCCUUAUCGCCACUUAUCACUUCGCCUACAUCUUUGUGAGAAAAACAUUAUGUCACGUAUUUUGUACGUUUGUAUGUUUUACCAUAUAUACCAAGAAUGUAUUUAGCCUUAAGGUAAUUCUACGACUUCAUCGUUUUGGAUAACAAAUACAGUACUUAAAGAAAUAAGAACAUAUAUAUAUUUGAGAAAUUCAUUGCAUUUUUGUGAAUAACAAACAUGUUAAUUUGUAAACAUGGUCAAACCUUCCAUUUAAAAAAAAAUGCUUAUUUUAGAAAGAUCAUUUCUAUAAUUAAAUUAUUUCUAUUACUAAAGCGUGACUGAGAGUUUUUUAAAAUAACUCGCUAUGCUAAUGCGCUUAAUAAAAAGUGACAUUUGACAGAAGUUAGCAUGGGCUGUAGGUUAAAUCUCAUCUCUCGCUUUGUGGGAUCUCUCAAGUGGAAUAGGAACAUCACCUGUUUCGAUUAUUUUUUUGCCAAAUACGUGACCAUGCAUAUGCCGAUAUGGUUUGUCAAAAUGUUUGGCGGUGCGGCUGCAGAUUAAUACGAACAUAAACAUUGACCGAAUCAAUAGAUUUAUAAACCUAAAAAGUUUAAGACACUGUUGCAGUCAUAAAUAUAGAAAACAGUUUUUUCAAUCACAACAAAAAUAUUUUCGAGCUGAUGGCGACAUGUUUGCUCAUAACAAACCAAAACGAAUCGAUUCAUAAAAGAUGCUUUUUCUUGAAAUGUAAUCAUUAUGCUAUUGUUUUGGAUGUUAGGUAAACUUUGAAGACUAUAUCAACAAUCAUACUUUCUGCUUUUAGAUUGGCUAAAUCAUAGGGCUUGAAAGUGUUUGAUAUCGCAGAAACCCACUCAAUUAAUUGUUUGUGAUAAGAACUUAAUAUUUAAUAUAUUGUAUCACCAUGAAGACCAUUAGUUAUGACUCAAAAAUCAUGUCAUGAAUCCUCGGGCUAUCAUUCAGGUUUUUUCGCUAGUUAUCCCUUUUUGUACCCAUUUGUAUAGUCUAGAUAUCCCGGCACAGUAUACUGGGUAAUAAAAUGGUCUGGAUUUAGACAGGGUAAAAUAAAUUAGUAGAAUUAACCUACAUCGCUGCUGAAAGGGUAACUCUAUAUAGCUAUCUUCUGUUAUUUUCAGGCAUUACCAAGAUUAACGUGGGAGCAAUUCAUGUCUAUCUGGAAUUAUGCAAAUCUCUUUCAAAGCGACACAUUGCGCAAUCGAAAGGUCGAAGCUGUUCCACUCACAAGCUGA